CAUCUAGAUCUCAGGUCAGGGUUAAAUCAGUUCAUCUUCAUCUUCUUCCUGACCCCUUCACCUUCCACAUUUUUUGCAUUGCAGUUAAUCCUUUUCUAAAUCUAAUUCAAAGGAAACAAUGUUUGUCCGACUUCUCCCUCUCCUCGUCCUUGCCACCCCCAGCCUCCAGUUCUGGUUGCCCAGCUUUCCCUGGGACAAUUCAGAGGACAACAACACAGAGAUCAGGGUCUUAGAGGACAGGGAGGACAUGCUUACCACAUUGGACCAUUUAGAGGCCAUCGGAGAGGAUGCUGUUGAUACAACAAAUCAACUUAUUUCUCAGGUUGCAGAGGGCGCUGGGCACCUCAUUGAAGCCAAUGCUGAUAUUGUGGCAGAUAUCACAAAUUAUGUUUGGACUACAGCUAACAAUCAUUUUGAUUUCUUGACAUCAGCAGCAGGAGAAGCUGGAGCACUGGCCACCGAUACCCUGAGCAACACCGUGGACUUGAUCACCAACAUCUUCAACCACAAGGUGGAGGCUAUAGAGGCUGGUGUAGAGGACGGGGUAGAGGCCGUAGAAAUAUUGGUUAAUCAGGAUCAUCAAUAAAAUGGAAUUUAAAAGAAUGUUCAUUUUAUAAUACGGCAGGGCUAUGCACAAAAGAAGAGACUUUAAUGACGACCUGAAUAUCUUAUAUGCAUUAAAAGAUUGAAGUCUCAUCCUUGUGAUUUUAUACAUCACGGACUUUUUUUUCAAAACAAAACAUACAAAGCAUUUAUCAGUAAGUAAAAACAAACGGCCUUUUAUCAUUUGGAUAAUUCGUCCACUGUUUAACCUAGAAUAUCGAAAGAAUUUACAAAAUGUCUUUUUCAUCACCUAAAGAUAAUGGAAUGCGGCAGAUAUUUUUUUAAUAGUUACGUGUUCCCGCAUAUUUUAUGGGUAUUUAGAUAUAACAGUAAAAACCCUGAAAAAUUGUCAAGACGACAUUCUAUAAUUGCUUUCUAUGUUUCCGAAGUUCUGGGUUAAUUGUAUGAAAGU
Molecule: messenger RNA, 1015 nt
Organism: Eurytemora carolleeae
Lineage: Eukaryota; Metazoa; Arthropoda; Copepoda; Calanoida; Temoridae
Exons: 4
Coding region: 119-586 (155 amino acids)
Source: RefSeq, a predicted model, not a curated record